AUGCGCCUCCUCUCCUUGGUGUCGGCGGCGGCCUACGCUGUUGCGUCUGUUACGGCGUCGAGCGUGACCGCGGCAAGUGCAUGCACACAGAUCGCAGCGGCGGUCUCUUCUGCUUCUGACGUGUACUACUUGGGCUCGCUGCACUACGCUAAGGACGUCUAUCACUGGGCCAGUUCAAGCUCUCAGAACUCCGCUUGCUCUUUCGAGCCCGGUACACCUGAGGAUGUAGGCAUCGCACUCCAGAUCAUUGCGAACACCAGCACACCGUUCGCGGUCAAAGGCGGUGGUCAUGCUUCGAACCCUGGCUUCUCCUCGUCGACUGGCGUUACCAUCGCGAUGUACCGCUUUAGCCAAGUAACAUACGAUGCGAGCUCCGAGACUGCGGUCAUCGGCACGGGCCUCAUCUGGGACGAUGUGUACACCGCUUUGGAGCCAUACAAUGUGAACGUUGUCGGAGGCAGAGUGACGGGUGUCGGUGUGGCUGGGUUCACCCUCGGUGGAGGCUACUCGUGGCUGACGAACCAAUAUGGAUUGACCAUCGACACUGUUGUGUCAUAUGAGCUGGUUAUGCCGAACGGGACUGUCACCACUGUGACCGAAGCAUCAAACCCAGAACUGUUCUUUGGUCUCAGAGGCGGUCUGAACAACUUUGGCAUAGUGACCAGCUUCACGCUCAAGACCGUCCCUCAAGGUCAAGUCUGGGGGGGUUUGAUCACCUUCACCGAGAACGUGCUUGACCAGGUCAACCAGGCGACCGCGGACUUCCAAGGAAAUAACACCGACCCCAAGGCUACGCUCAUCACCACCUACAACUUCCUCCUGGGCGAGCCUGGAGUUUCUCAGAUCCUGUUCUACGACGGCCCAUCCCCUCCCACUGGACUCUUUGACGAGUUCCUUGCCAUUCCUUACCUCACCAAAGAUAUCUCGACUCGAUCCUUCCUCUCUCUCGUUCAGGCCUCGCCUGCUAAUGUCACUGCUUCAACUCGCGCUUUCUUCAACACUGUCUCCGUGACAGGAUAUCCGCUUGAGCUGGUUCAGGACGUCCUGAACGAAACGAUCUACUACGGCUCGACCCUCCAAUGGAUCUCGGGCGUCUUCAUCUCCUACGACGUCGAAGCCUUCCUCCCCUCCCUCUUCUCACACGGCUCCAACUCCGCCUACCCUCCCGACCGCUCGCAGGGCCUCCUCCCGCUCAACAUCUACUACGCAUGGGAGCUCCCAACCGCAGACGCGGACAUGCACACGGCCAUCAUCCAGUCGCAGGCCACGCUCAAGGCCAAAGCGGAGGCGCUCGGCCAGAACAUCAGCAAUGCGGCCUUGUAUAACAACUAUGCGGUGUACGAUACGACGAUUGAGGAGAUCUAUGGGGACAACGUGCCCAGGUUACAGGCGCUCAAAGCCCAAAUUGAUCCGAACAACGUUAUGGGUCUUGCUGGAGGGUUCAAGUUCUAA
This is a messenger RNA of Coniophora puteana RWD-64-598 SS2, 1452 nucleotides long. RefSeq names its product FAD-binding domain-containing protein. The record is from RefSeq and is a predicted model, not a curated record. Bases 1 to 1452 code for a protein of 483 amino acids. The transcript is spliced from 11 exons. Gene Ontology annotation, molecular function: FAD binding; oxidoreductase activity. NCBI's taxonomy places the organism in Eukaryota, Fungi, Basidiomycota, Agaricomycetes, Boletales, Coniophoraceae.